Molecule: messenger RNA, 3868 nt
Organism: Xenopus laevis (African clawed frog)
Lineage: Eukaryota; Metazoa; Chordata; Amphibia; Anura; Pipidae
Gene: gmeb2.S
Product: glucocorticoid modulatory element binding protein 2 S homeolog
Exons: 10
Coding region: 923-2623 (566 amino acids)
Biological process (GO): regulation of transcription by RNA polymerase II
Cellular component (GO): cytoplasm; nucleus
Molecular function (GO): RNA polymerase II cis-regulatory region sequence-specific DNA binding; DNA binding; sequence-specific DNA binding
Source: RefSeq, a predicted model, not a curated record
GCGGGUAGCGUCACCUCCGCACGGCCCGUCCGUCUCCAUAGCAACUGGAGCCCCCAGCCGCCACCGGCCUGCACCGACCGGGCUCUGUACUUCCCUCAUGCUUGUCUCCAUGGCGACUUACUUACGUGUUGGGCCUUUUCCGCAGUCCUGGGGGUUAUAUAGAUGGGGUCCCUGGCACUGCACUAAAACUGGGGCCCAUGUCUUAGGGGGAAGCCAAUAUAAAUGAAAGAUUUGUAACCUUCUGCUUUUUUAUGUUGUGGUACUACAAUUCCCAGCAUCCCCCAGUGGGUGGACAUCUCUGUUUUACUCACUGGUGUUCAAGAACAGUCACUGCACUUUAUACUUCUCCUCUUGCUACUCAUUGUCCUUCCCCUCUAAAGAGCCCAGUGAUUCUGGGGCCCAGACCAAUCCCUUCCUGUCCCUCCAAAAAUAUCUUCCCUUAAACCCUUGUUUCUAACCUGUCUGCUAUCUGUAUAUACAAGCACCCACAUUGGCACUGGCUACAUCUGAGCCUCCAGCCCCCACUAGGGUUGCCCACUUGUCCCUGGCCAGUGGAAUUUGAGCAAAUGGCAUAUAACAUAGGGCCAGAUUUAUUGCGUAGAUCCAUAUAUACCCAAUGUAUACUCAUCCUGCAGUGUUACCCUGCACUGCCUAUCUGUUUCCAUGCAAACCAUCACCUCUAUCCCUCAUCUCUUCUAAUAUAUACAACCUACAUAGGGUCCCUUCUACCUACAUAGGGUCCCUUCUGCACAACCCCCAAUAUUCAUGGUAGUCUAUGCUUCCAGCCCCCAAUUUCUAUUUAUCUGACUCACCUGCUUUUGUGUGAAGCUUGAAGACUGUGAAGCUUGAAGACUGCUGUACAUUGGUACCUAGAUUGUCCUUGUGCCUAUGGGCAGAUGCCAAUUAGCUACAUGAAGAGGGAAUGAAAUACCCCAGCACCAGAGCACUGGCAUGGACAGGAUGCCUACGUCAGACUCUGAACAUGAAUCUGUCUCCUACAUUUGACGAAAUCUGUGCAGUUUCUGCCCAACGGGACAGCAUGGCCACGCCUGAUGUUAGCGUGCAUGUGGAAGAGGUGGUAGUUGUGACUACGCCAGAUACCAUUAUGGAUGGCAGUGGUGUUGAGGAAGUUAAAGCUGUGCUGGUUACCACAAAUCGGAGCCUGCCAGAUGAUGCCCUUGAAUCAGAGAAUGUUGCUGCUGCAGCAGCUGCUGCUUUCCGUGCCUCUACAGAGCUGAAGGAGGCAGUGCUAGUAAAGAUGGAGGAGGAGGAAGAGGAGGGUCUGGAAACAGAAAUUGUGUAUCCUAUUACUUGUGGAGAAAGUAAAGCCAAUUUGAUCUGGAGGAAGUUUGUGUGUCCAGGGAUCAAUGUGAAGUGUGUGCAGUUCAAUGACAUUUUAAUGAGCCCCAAAGAGUUUGUCCAUCUGGCAGGGAAAUCGACACUGAAGGAUUGGAAAAGGGCAAUCCGAAUGAACGGUGUAAUGAUCAGGAAAAUAAUGGAUUCAGGGGAGCUGGACUUCUACCAGCACUCUAAGGUCUGUUCCAACACCUGCCGCAGCACCAAGAUCGACUUGACCGGGAACCGUGUGUCUCUCUGCAGUCAGACAUCGACGGAAUAUAUUCCCAUUAGCCAAGCUAUAGGAGAAAAUUUCACAGUGAAUGGAAAUCAAGCGACCAUUACUAUUGAAACAAGCGAGAGUUCUGGAGAAUGGACUGGCACAGUUGCAGACGAGUCACUGGUGUUCUGGCAGGGCCUGAAGGAUGCUGGGCUGCUGGAAGAGGUUAUCCAAGAGUUUCACCAAGAGGUGCUAGAAACCUUGAAAGGACUGAAACAGCGCCUUCAGAGCCCACCCAUCCAACUGCAAGAUGCCGUCUUGCUUAACAACAUUGUCCAGAAUUUUGGCAUGUUGGACCUGAUUAAGAAAGUGCUGGCUAGUCACAAGAGCCAGAUGGACCGGUCCAGGGAGCAGUAUACGAGGGAUUUGGCAGCACUAGAGCAGCAAUGUGAUGAGCACAGGAAGAGGGCCAAGGAACUCAAACACAAGUCUCAGCAUCUCAACAACGUUCUUAUGACUCUGACACCGGUCAGUGUGCCACCACCAGCCAAGAGACCGCGCCUGUCCCGUGCCACCUCGGGCCCAGCAGCCAUUAGUACACAGAAUCCUGCACAGCCCACCCAUAUAACUCUGCCACAGGGAAUAACCCUCUCUCAGCUGAGCAGCCUCCCAUUCAGCAAAGUAAUUUCCAGCAGCAUCCCUGUGUCUUCCUGUUCUUCUGCUCUCAGCAAGAACUCUUCCACUCCCUCCUUUCCCAUGCUGGGAGGUUACACCAUUGUCACACCUUCUGGCAGUAACUUCCCCAGCACACUGGAGAUUCACCCCGACUCUUCAAACCUCACGGUCCUGAGCACAGCAGCCAUGCAGGACAGCAAUACUGUCCUCAAGAUGGUGAGUCCCAUCCAGCUUCUCACACUGCAGGGCCUGGGGGCCAUACAGAAUCUAGCCCAGAUUGCUCCAGCAGGAAGCACUUUUGUGACCAUGCCCUGUGGUACUGGAGAAGGGGAGGAGGAACAUACCACCAUUGAGGUAACCUCGCUGACAGAAGAGGAACAGGAGCAGAAAUAGUGGCAGCUGGAGGUGCCGUGUGUCUCACAGCAUUGGGCUGCCCAGAGGUGCUAGACAGUUGGACAGGGAGGACAGCUCCUGAAUGAGGACAAUGCUGAACUAAAGAGGGAUAUUUCCAUCUGUGCUGAGGGACAGAGCUGCAGUGCAAUGCUAUGUAUGCUUCUUUGCUUGCAGCUUUAUCCUGCUGGACUGUGGUGCAGGUCAGUCUGAACAGGGUAACACAAACUGUUUUAUAGGACUCCUUGUACUAAGCCUUGGCUUGUACACCUAAGAGAAAACACAGUUGGAGUACCCAUUCGUUGGAACAUGCUGGGGCAGGGAGAGCUGGGAGCCAGGGAUGCAGUUAAAGUGCUCAAUAUAGCCUUCCCCAGAUCCCUGAGUUUUUGCAAGGGACUACAUCUCCCCUCACACUCAUGCAAAAUCAGCAUCCCACCCAUGUGAUGAAAAAGUAUCUUUCUGAGCAUUGAGCCACUUUACCUCCUGCUCCAGCAAGGCAGAUAUAUGCAGGAUAUUCUGGCCCAGAAUUGGACUAUAAGAACUGCCUAGGGCAGUGGCCUCUGUGUUCUGAUUCUGUUGCUGCUUCUGGAAGUUUAUGAUGGCCAUUUGGUGGGGGCUCAAGUUGGAAAGCAUUUAGAAGCUCAAUUAACAGCAGUAGUUUGCCCAUGAAGUGGUUGUCUUUUUCCACUUGAGGGCGCUGAGGAUCAAAUACAGCUUCUUUUUGAUACGGCUGCCUGCCUGAAAGAGGCCCCGACCAGCCCUUAUCCACAUGAGUACAUUAAAUGACACUGGCUGCCCUCACUGGGUGGGUUGCCUAGAGAGAGAUUUCCCUGCUCGACUUUAGCUCCCAGGGCAGCAUUUACAGUGGGCCGGACCCCAGGGCAGGUGGCAUACUGGGCUAUGGACUAGGAUUAUCUCUUGGACAUUACACUAGUAACUGUCCUUCCAUGCAAACAGCCCCCUGGAUGGGUCACAUGAUGAAUAAAACUGCUUAGCUCAUUGCUCUGCUCUCAGGAAGAGGAAGCUAGGCCUGUGGCAAUCUCAGAAGUUUAACUGCAACUCCUGCAUUUACGCUGUAGUUGAGCAACAUCUAGGGAGAUAUAUUCCUGGGUUAAAGGAAAAUGGUGAAGCCUUUAUUCUUCAAUGCAGGCUAAGUCACAGUGCCCGCUUGUGUUUAUUGGACUUGUUGUCUGAUUUUCUUAUUUACUUUCACUCUCUGCCUAAUAAAGAUUUAAAGGCUGUUUCUUA